AUGAAGCUGAUCAAAAAGGACAUCGAUGCGGGGUCGGGGGCGGGUUUCGCCAAGGUUGUACCGGAGGAGUCGGAGGAUAUGUGGCAUCUGUACAACCUCAUAAGGGCCGGGGACAGGGUGACUGCGCCGACGUUCCGGAAGGUGGACUUCGACGUCGGCCUGGGGAAGAAGUCGGAGAAGAUCAAGGUCACGCUGCAGCUCCUCGUGGAGGGCGUGGACUAUGACGCGGCGGCGGACAACAUCCGCAUUUCCGGAAAGAACCUCACGGAGAACGAACACAUCCGCCUGAACGCGCACCACACGACGGAGCUGGAGCCGCACCGCGCGCUGUCCCUCGAGAAGGACGCCUGGGACACGGUCGACCUGGACCGGCUGCACCAGGCCUGCACGCCCGCGCGGUCGGCUGACCUGGCGGCCAUCCUAGUCGACGAGGGCCUGGCGAACCUGGUGCUCGUCGGCGGCAGCGUCACGACGACGUGCGCGAAGAUCGAGGCGAAUUUGCCCCGGAAGCGCGGCGCCGCGGCGCAGGGCUUCGAGAAGGCGAUGGGCAAGUUCUACGCCAAUUGCAUGGCGGCGCUGGACCGGCACGUGGACUUCGGGGUCGUGAAGUGCCUCGUGAUCGCGGGGCCGGGGUUCACGAAGGACGGGCUGCGGGAGUUCGUCGACAAGGAGGCGGUCCGGGCCAACAACCGCAAGUUCAUCGAACACAAGUCACGCAUCGUGACGGCGCAGGCGUCCUCCGCGUACAAGCACGCUCUGGGCGAGGUGCUCGCGCAGCCCAACGUGGCGCAGAUGAUCAAGGACACGAAGGCGCAGCGGGAGGUGCAGGCGCUGCAGGAGUUCUACGACAUGCUGGGCAAGGACUCCGCGCGGGCGUUCUACGGGCCUGGCCACGUGUUCGCUGCGGCGGAGCAGGGCGCCGUGCAGACGCUGCUGCUGGCGGACUCGCUCUUCCGGACGACGGUGCUGUCGCGGCGGGAGCAGUACACGCAGCUGGUGGAGACCGUCCGGGCGAGCGGCGGCGAGGCCCUCGUGUUCUCCGCCGCGCACUCGUCGGGCGAGCAGCUGGCCCUGCUGUCCGGGGUGGCCGCGAUCCUGCGGUUCCCGAUGCCGGACAUCGAGGACGAAGUCCUGCCGGACCCGACGCUCACCGAGGACGAGAGGGCCGCGCUGGAGGCGGAGGGCGGCGCGGCGCGAUAA
This is a messenger RNA of Pedinophyceae sp. YPF-701, 1200 nucleotides long. NCBI's taxonomy places the organism in Eukaryota, Viridiplantae, Chlorophyta, Pedinophyceae. The record is from the annotation of a GenBank genome assembly.